Messenger RNA from Dichomitus squalens LYAD-421 SS1, 1140 nucleotides. RefSeq names its product protein prenylyltransferase. The record is from RefSeq and is a predicted model, not a curated record. The transcript has 2 exons. NCBI's taxonomy places the organism in Eukaryota, Fungi, Basidiomycota, Agaricomycetes, Polyporales, Polyporaceae. Gene Ontology annotation, molecular function: protein prenyltransferase activity. The coding region runs from base 1 to 1140 and encodes 379 amino acids. Gene Ontology annotation, cellular component: cytoplasm. Gene Ontology annotation, biological process: protein prenylation.
AUGGAUGAGAGCAUACAACUGAGCUCUAAGCUAGGUCAAUUGCUCAACAUCCCUCCGAUCUCCAUUGAACUUCUCCCAGGCGACGGCUCAGAAUGGCUCUUGUCCGCUCCCGCGACGCACGCGCCGUUUCUCUUCAUCGACGACAACCUCGGCGUCCCUCAUAAAGUCGCAUACAAAGCCUACCUUCAGGCCGUGGUGCGUUUCCGCCCCGCCCGCCUCCGCGAUGGGCCCGACGUGGCGUCCGAGGUGCUUACAUCUACCGCCGUUCUCCUCCUGGUCAACCCCGCGCACCAGACCGCGCUCAACGCCCGCAAACGGCUCGUCCUCGCCGGCUCGUCGUUGUCAGCGUCGCACGAGCUGCGCUUCACGGAUGCGCUCCUGAUGAUGCGCGAGGGCGCGAAGCAGUCCGUACUCUGGGCCCACCGGCGCUGGCUCCUCCGGCACAUCUACCCUCUAGCACCUCUCGCCCCGCGGCCCUCCGCAGACGUAGAACCACUCUCCCAAAGCCAAGGCGACGGCGUCGACACACUCUUCGGGCUCGCCCUCGACGCACCCGCGUUCCAGAGGGAGUUCAGCGUCGUCGAGCGCGCGUGCGAGGCUUACCCGCGCAACUACCACGCGUGGGCGCACCGGUUCCUCUGCGCGGAGGCCCUCGUCGCGCUCCUCCACUUCCAGCGCGCCUCUCACUCUGAGCCUCCCCCCCAAGAGCUCGUCGAGGUGCUGAGCGAAGAGCGCGAGCGCGUACGAGAGUGGAUCGAGCGGCACGUCUCGGACUAUUCUGCGAUGCAGUACUGCUGCCGGCUCGAGGGCCUCGUUCGCGGCUGUCGUGUGGACGCAGCGUUAGGGCGGUCAUCUGCCGCUUCCGCGGAGGUGUACGCGCAUGCGCUGGAGCUUGUGAAGGCGUUUCCUGGGCACGAGUCGCUCUGGCUCUACCUCCGCGGGGCCGUCUCCGUGAGCCUCCCUUUCGGCUCUUGCGAAGAGCGUGGCGAAAAGGAGGUCUGGGAGCUGAUUGGGGUCCACCUCGCAUCAACGGGGGCGACCCACGAAAGUGUGGCGGCUCACGCGCACGCGGUCCGUUUUGCGGCUUGGAAGAUCUGGCUGGUGAGGGCGCACGACAGCUCAGGGUUGUGUGGGCGCUGA